Bufo gargarizans (Asiatic toad) is the source of this 6405-nucleotide messenger RNA. RefSeq names its product interferon alpha/beta receptor 1-like. Gene Ontology annotation, molecular function: protein binding. The record is from RefSeq and is a predicted model, not a curated record. Bases 180 to 1475 code for a protein of 431 amino acids. NCBI's taxonomy places the organism in Eukaryota, Metazoa, Chordata, Amphibia, Anura, Bufonidae. The transcript is spliced from 9 exons.
GCCGCCGAGUAGAGUACCGCUUCUAACAAGGGUCCUUGUCUGAACUCCAUGCGCCGUAAGGACCAGGAGAUGUCACAGGCUCCCGUGACCUGCUUCUGAUGUGUGGGAGGACACACGCCUGGAAGAGGAUGACGGCGGGUUAGAGGAGAGUUUCCCAGGUGAUCGCAGAUGCGAGGAGGAUGAGGGAGGACAUAGCGGGGCGGCUCGCCGCCAUCCUGCUGCCUGUCACCUGGGUGCUCGUUAAGGCAGCGGGGUCAGAAGGGGCCGCACCUCCGCCUGAUGUCCAUGUCAUAUUCAGCAAUGCGUUGGUUAUAGUUAACAUUUCAUCCCCGGAGAUUAUGUUUCACGUCAUUCUCCGAAAAAAUGGUUCCAUCGAGGAGACAUCUCAGGAAACCAAUGUGCGCAAUUAUAUAAUUCCACCCAACGAGCUUUUUCCUGAGCAAACGUAUUGCGUGAAGGUUGGCGUAUAUGAUAAUCCGAUAUUCAGCCGGGAAAAAUGUUUCACAGCGCCCUCUAAAGCACCGCCGAAUAAUCUGAGGAUGGAGGCGCUAGACUUGAGGUACCUGCUGAAGUGGGACUGGGACUUUGAUCAGUCUCCGAAUGUCACAUUCUCUGUGGACAGGUGUCAGAAUCUCGCUGGAAGAGAUCGCUGUGCGAAAAUAAAGGGAUGUGAAAAUAUAACCGCCACUCAGUGUCACACAGCGUUGUCUUUCAAAGGGAUCCAUAUCCUCCGCGCCUCUGUGUAUGACGGCCGAAGAGAAGAAAAAAGCUCCAGCGUCAUACAGUUCAAGCCACACGAUGACACUGUUGUCGGGCCACCAAAAGACUUGAUGAUGCGUAUUGUCAAUAAUGAAUUGUUCGUUAAUGUGAGUGCCCCCGAAGGGUUCAGAAAUACAGAUAUAGAUGGCAUCUGUGGCUGGCUGACUCACCUGGAAUACUGGACCAAUUCUACGCACAGUUCGGAGGUAACGGUUAAAGAAGAGAAGCGGCCAUUUUUCAAGAUUGAGUCUCUGAAAGAUUCAACCACUUACUGCGCCAAAGCAAAGAUGAAGUGCAAAGACAGUGACAGGAGCAGCCUGUACAGCCAGGUUGACUGCAUCACAACAGAUCCCAGGUCCUAUAUGGUUGAAUGGAUAAUCGGAUUCACCAUUUUUGGAGUAGUCCUUCUUUCUGUCCUUCUCUACAUCUGCUUCUGCCCCUUAAAGCGUUACAUCAAGCAUACAUUCUUCCCUUCCAGCAGACUGCCAUCAUGCAUCGAGCAGGGUUUUGGCGAGUCGUCCGUGGAUUCUACCAAGCGUGCGUUUUUACUGCCUGAAGAAGAGACCACAGACCGCUGCUCCAUUGUCCGGAACUCCCAUACUGAAGAUUUGGUGCAGAUUCAUUCUAAAAGCUCCCCUCAAGCCAGCAGCCAGGAUUCUGGAAACUAUUCAGAUGAGGGUCAAAGCACAGGGGAGGCCGGAACGUGCGCCCAGUGAUCCUUGUGUAUUGGGGACGGUAUAGCUGUGGUCGGAGACUGGUGGUUCUCCUCCUACAGGCGAUGAUGGAGGAGGUUCAUAGAAGGGACAGUUUCCCUCCCCCUAAGGGCCGACAGUCCAGAUCCGGUGGAGAAGGGAGUGCUGCUCAGCUUCCCACCACCCAGUUGCACAGCCCCCUCUUUCCAUGGGCAGCGACUUGAAUACAAACAUGCCUUGGCAUGGGGGGGGCGCAGUCUUUUUGAUAUUUUUCUUUGGUGCUUCAAUAGGGGCUUCCAGACCAUUUUAUACACAGAUCACCAUCUUGCAAGAUGUCCGUCAAGUACCCAGGCACAGCACGGCAAAUGGCGACAGAUCAGUCCUAUCGAUAUUGUGCUGGUCAGGGUCUGAAUCUCUGACGUCAUCGGUAUUGAACAGUCGGACAACCCCUUUAACGUGGCCCCGGGCCAUAUAUAGGGUCUCUCCACUUAGGGUGGUUAGGUUAGGUUCAGAAUUCUGUGCUGUCGAAAUACUGUACUGUACAUUGUGGCACAGAACAUGUAAUACCGCUCUGCUCUGUAGAGAGGCGCUAGUAGGCAACUGACGCACUCGUGCAGGUGUUGCAGAAUGUCCGUGCUGUUCGGCUAGAUCUUCCAUCCAACCACACGUGUUGCAGAUUGGUGUUGGCUUAAACCUUGUUCCAUCUCAGACAUUGCUGGCGUGUCACUAUCAUAUGGCAUCAGUGUCAGAUAGGUGCGGGUCCCAACUCCGGGACCGGCACCUAUCACCAGAAUGGGACCCCCGAAAUGAUCGGAGAACAGCUCUGUGGGACUUCAGAAAAUAGCCGUCAGCUGGCUUAGCUAUUUCCUGCAGUCCCAUAGAAGUGAAUGGAGCUGUGGCCACGCAGGCAUGGUGCACUCUCCAUUGAUUUCUAUGGGACUUUUCUGAAAAUAGCCGAGCACGCUCAUUCUGCUUUUUUUGGAACUCCGAUAGAAAUGAAUGGAGAGCACAGUGCGCAUAUGAGUUGCACUCUACUUUCUGGGUUCCCUUCUGGAGAUAGGUGCAGGUCCCACCUCUAAGAUCCGUGCCUAUCUGACUUUGAUGGCUUAUCCUAGCGACAUGCCUGCAAGGUCUCAGAUAACACAAUCCCUUUAACCUAAAGCCAUUGUAACUGCAGUCACUACUAGUGGGAGCGUAGGAGCUACCGCAUCCCGUAUAUUAUUGGGGUCUAUGUAUGUACAGUAUGCAUUGAGCUCCCUCCAGUGGCGGUUGUAGGUAACAGCAUGUUCUCUUUUAAAUAUAUGUCUAUGCAGUUCUAACUAAAAAAACAAAGGGUUCUCCAAUCCUAUGAAGGCAUAUUACUGAGCACAGAAUUAAAAAACAAAACAAAAACUAAAAAUAGUGUUUAAGGACGGGCAUUCCCUUUAAAUAGUGAAUCUCUGUACUACACUGUUUGGUGUACAUUUUAAGACUCUUUAUAAGAGUGUUUUUUAUGCAUUUUCCUUUACUGAUAUCACAUGCUUUUAAUACGCUAAAGAGUUACACAGGCCGGGGGUCUGACCCCGACCACCACAUGCCUAAAAUGAAGGAGGCAAAGUGCUCUCUGUAAAGUGCCAUGGCCCCUUCAGCUUUUUGCUGCACUUUAAUUGCUAUUGUUCACAGAGCACUAGAUCGGGGGUUGAUAUACCAUACUUGUUAAUGGUUGGAGACCCCUUUUUCUUACCCAUCUCAUUGGGGGACACAGGCCUUGACCAUGGGUAUAGCUGUUGCCGCUAGGAGGCGGACACUAAGCACACAAAGUGUAAGCUCCUCCCUCUUCAGCUAUACCCUUCCUGCAGGGACCAAGCUCAUCAGUUUAAGCUUAGUGUCUGUAGGAGGCAGACCUUCCUGCGUUGCAGGUCUGCUGAUUUACUAACUUUGUCUCUCUUUUUUCUAGCGGGAAGCUUCAGGCAGUCCGGGUAAAAACUGCCUGCACUCCCACCCAGGAGACGGGAGACCAGGGGGUCACCCAAACCCCCUGCUCGUUACCGCUCUCUAGAAGAAAAGGAGGAUCAGAGGUCCCUGUAAAAAACCUCUGUCUCCCGCCAGCAAGCGCAUCACCACGGCCUCUCCAGUGAAAGUCCCCUCCGUUUCUGGUGUAGCGUCCCUCACCAAGUGGCCGCACACCGAAGGUGGUGAUUCGGCUGGAGUUAGGGGGGCAAAAGAUGUCGGACAGGUGAGUAGGAGCAGUGCUCCCCUCCACCCUCCCUCCAGUAACCCCCUCAGUACCCCGGCCAGUAUUCUGUCCUCCCCACGUGUGGACUUGGGCAGCAAUCUCCUUUAAGGGUUAACAUACUUGGGACACUGCUGCAGCAAGGGGGUGGCUGCUUUCUUUGUACACGGCGUGCGUCUGCUGCGGCUUCCCGGGCUAACAGCGUUCUCUGGAGUUCACCGGAAGAGGUAGUGGCGGGGUUUACUCCCCUGAGCGCCGCUUCCGGGUCGGCGCAUCGGUUCUGGGGCAGCCGGGGCCGUUGUUAAUGGAGCCCUGGCUUCUGUGCAGCCUAUUUAUGCAGGGUCCCCCCAUGGCUUAUUGUCCCUGGCCAAUAUCUGAGACAGCUCGGGGAUGCCGGGGGGGGGGGGGGGAUAAACGGGCAUUGGAGCCGACAGCGCAGGGCUUCUGUCCGCCCCGCCCCCACGUCAGUGGCAGAGCAGUGGGAGAGUGGACUCCUCCCACUUCUGGGUUUUUAAAGCUCCUGGCGGGAAAUGAGGGUCUGACUGGCUUUUGGAGGGACACAAGCUGGGUAAGUGUUGUUUGUCCCUUCUUGCAGGGCCUAACCUUCCCAUUUGCCUGGGGUGACAGGGGUGUCAUUAUGUCUGAACCCAGGCCCCAGGUCCCGAAGCAGGCAGUCCCUUUGGUGCUUCAUUUUGCCUGCUCAAAAUUUCCAUUCCCUCAGUCAGACUCCCUCUGCUUUGCAUGUGCUGCGCCGCUGCCCAACUUAUGGAAGAACCGGAAUGGGCGCGUUCCCCGGGUGGUGCAGGAUGUCUCCAAUACCAACAAAGCUAUUGUGGAUAUAUUGGGGCGUUUGUCGGCAGAAGACGGGAGACCAGGGGGUUGCCCAAACUCCCUGCUCGUUCCCGCUCUCCGGAAGAAAAUGAGGACCAGAGGUUCCCAUAAAAACCUCUGUAUUCCUCCAGCAAUCGCAUCACCACUGCCGCCCCAGCGAAAGUCCCCUCUGUUCCGGUGUAGCGUCCCUCACCAAGGGGCCGCACACCAAAGGUGGUGAUCCGGCUGGAGCCAAGGGGGCAGAAGACUUUGGGGCAGUCCUCUGACCGGUCCGACUCUGGGGCUCAUGCCCAUCGCGACCGCCCCACAAAAUGGACCAGAACUUCUUCCCUUAAAAGGGGUUCUGUGUGUCCUCGGCCUCUCCUCCUGCUAGAGAGUCUCACUCCGACAUGUGCUCAGCUGAAAAAGCAUGUUCUGAGGAGAGACGGUCAGAUGAGGAUGUUGUCUCACCGGAGGGUCAGUCGCCCAAACUAUCCUCCAUGGUGGACAAUUUAAUUACGGCACUUAUUGAGACGUUGCAGAUUGAGGAUCCAGGUCCGUCAUCUGCCUGCGCGGGUGUUUCCUUUAGGAAGUCCCGUCAUUCGCACAAGUGUUUCCCCAGCCACCAGGAGUUUGAUUCCUUUCUCUCCAAGGAGUGGAAUUUCCAUGAUAAGCAUUUCAUGUUUCCAAACGCUUGAACAUCCUUUUCCAGAGGAUUUGACUAAGAAAUGGUCAGCUCCACCUAUAGUGGACACGUCAGUUUCCCGCUUGGCUAAACAUACUACCUUGCCAAUGGCGGAUGGGGCUUCUCUUUCUGAUAUCAAAAAUAAGAAGCUGGAAGCGUUUGCAAAAUCUUCAUUUGAAGCAGUAGGCACCGCGCUGCAGCCGGUGUUUGCCUCUACAUGGGGGCUAUGGGAGAGUGGGCAAUUAAUUUACGUCAGAGUCUCGACUCGGGAGUCCCCUCGGGGGAACUUGCUGAUGUGGCCCUGCAGCUCUCGCAUGCCAGUGCAUAUAUUUGUGAAGCAUCUUUGGACGCGGCCAGGUUUAUGGCUCGCUCGUCAGCCCUGUUGGUGGCUAUUCGCCGUACCCUAUGGCUCUCCUGCUGGGUGGCGGAUAUUGCUUCAAAAGGGGACCCUGACGGCCCUCCCCUUUACCGGCAGCAGAAUUUUUGGUAAGCACCUGGAUGAGAUAAUUUCAGACGCUACAGAUCGUAAGAGCACUUAUUUACCACAGAACCGGGAGCGGUCUAAUAAGUCAAAAAAGCGGAAGCCUUUUUUUCGUCCCUUUCGGAGUUUUUCCGGCCCCAAGGUAGCGUCCGAUAAGUCGGCCGCAGGCCAGAAGCGCAAGCCUUCCUUUAAGCCGCGGCCUUCCUGGCAUUUCUGUCAACAGGGCUCCAAGUCCUUUAACCCUAAGAGUUCUGCUGCAUGACGGGCGGCUCCCAGCGCCCUCCGUUAGGGUGGGCGGCCGGCUUCAUGUUUUUCGGUCUGUUUGGCUGGCUCACGUCUACAUGGGUCAGGGAGAUCAUUGCAGAGGGCUACAAGCUGGACUUCAAGUCCUCCCCUCCGUCCCUUUUUUUCAGUCGUCUCCCCCGCAGCCGCAGAUUCUUUUUUUCUGGCAAUUCACACGCUGCUGCAGCAAGGUGUGAUUGUCCUGUUUCCUGCACAAGACCGUUUUCAGGGGUUUUACUCCAAUCUCUUUGUGGUUCCCAAAAAGGGGAUGGUCCGUCCCGUUCUGGACCUCUAGGCGUGUAGCCGCUUCCUUCGCAUCCGCAGAUUUCGGAUGGAGUCACUGAGGUCGGUCAUUGCGUCCAUGGAACCGGGGGAAGUACCUGUCCUCGAUAGACAUCAAGGACGCUUAUCUUAACGUGCCCAUAUGUGUCAGUCAUCAGAGGUUUAUCCGGUUCGCAGUAGGUCCAUUUUAGGCCAAGGUGUU